Cucurbita moschata (crookneck pumpkin) is the source of this 784-nucleotide messenger RNA. Its product is annotated as putative EG45-like domain containing protein 1. Bases 143 to 595 code for a protein of 150 amino acids. The transcript has 4 exons. The record is from RefSeq and is a predicted model, not a curated record. NCBI's taxonomy places the organism in Eukaryota, Viridiplantae, Streptophyta, Magnoliopsida, Cucurbitales, Cucurbitaceae.
AAAAAAAAAUGAUGAUUCAAUCACACCAACAACAAAACCCAAUUCCAGAUCUCGAAAACCUGUUUGACUUUCAAAUCCCCAAUUUUUUAAAAUUGGAUUCCACUGAAAGCCAAUCCUUCAAUCCCUUAUUCUCCUGGAAAACAUGUUCAUAUCAAGACCUCGAAACAAUCCCCUCCAAUGGCGGCGCCUCUGCUUCUUCCUCUUCCUCCUCCUCUCCCACCUUCUCCAUUUCUCCCAUGCCGAUCUCGGCACCGCUUCCAGAUACCCCCCGCCCUAUUCCCCGACGGAGUGUUUUGGUGGGGAUUUGACUCAGUUCCCGACCAGCAACCUCUUCGCGGCGGCCGGAGACGGAGUUUGGGAGAACGGAGCAGCGUGUGGGAGACAGUAUUUUGUUAGGUGUUUCAGUGCGUCAGACCCGGAAGCCUGUGUGCCUGAUCAGACUAUUCAGAUUACGAUCGUCGAUUACGCUCCGUCAAUUGUUUCAGUUCCGACGGCGACCGGAACUACGAUGAUUCUGUCGACGACGGCGUAUAAUUCCAUUGUUAAUACCUCCGCGACUGUCAAUUUCGUCACCGUUGAAUUCCUCCAGGUAUGAUGGGUAAAGGUUUGGAGAGAUUGUGAUUGCUACCAAAUUGUGGAUUUUCGGGUCGAGUUGGUGCAAAAAAGAUAAUUCAUUGGCAUGGGAAUAAGAUUAAAUAGGCUCGAGACCGGUUUCAUUCACUUUUCGUUUUAUAUUUAGGUUGAGGUAGAUUGGGCACCAUAAAAUUAGACCAAAUAAACCCAA